Neomonachus schauinslandi (Hawaiian monk seal) is the source of this 1263-nucleotide messenger RNA. Its product is annotated as ankyrin repeat domain-containing protein 26-like. Lineage: Eukaryota; Metazoa; Chordata; Mammalia; Carnivora; Phocidae. The record is from RefSeq and is a predicted model, not a curated record.
UCAAGUUUGAGGUUUAGACCCAACUUUAUUUUUUUCCAGUUGGGAUAUCCACUUACUGCAACCUAUUCAUUGUAUAAACAUAGAUUUUCUUUAAUUUCAGAGAAAAUCAGGAUAAUGUCAUUUUAUUGAGUUCCAGCUAAAAGUCUCCUUUGUUUUACUUAGAUGUCUAAUAGUCAUAAAGAAGAAAAAGAUCUGUUGCCUAAAACCCACAUGUGGCAGGAUGAAAUUGCCAUGCUAAGACUGGAAAUAGACACAAUAAACAGUAAGAACCAGGAAAUGGAAAAAUCUAAGACCAUAAAACUGAAGGAGGAAACAUUAACAAAAACAAUAUUAGAAUAUAGUGGACAGAUUAAUGCUCUGACCACUGAGAAUACAAUGCUAAAGUCUAAACUGGAGAAUGAAAAGCAAAACAAAGAAAGACUGGACACACAGGUUGAAUCAUAUCGAGCUAGACUAGCUACUGCUCUAGAGGAUUAUGAUCAAAGUCAGGCAUCAAAAAGAGACCUAGACCUUGCUUUCCAGAGAGCAAAAGAUGAAUGGUUUCGUCUGCAGGACAAACUGAAUUUUGAUGUGUCUAACCUAAAAGAAAAUAAUGAGCUUCUUUCUCAAAACCUUUCUAAAGCUGAAAGUAAAUUCAAUACUUUAGAAAUUGAGCUCCAUCACACAAGAGAUGCUCUCAGGCAAAAGACUUUGGUUUUAGAAUGUGUAUUGAGAGACCUAAGUCAAACACAGUGUCAGAAAAAGGAAAGGGAACACAUGUAUCAAAAUGAACACGAUCAAGUGAAUAAAUACAUUGGAAAGCAGGAAUCCUUAGUGGAGAGAUUAUCUCAAUUACAAAGUGAAAAUAUGUUGCUUCAACAGCAACUAGAUGAUGCUCACAUCAAAGCUGCCAGUAAAGAAAAUGUAGUAAUUAAUAUCCAAGACCAAUUUCAGGAUAUCGUAAAAAAUCUUCAAGCUGAAAGUGAAAAACAAGGUCUUUUGCUGGAAGCAAGCAAUAGAGAGUUAAUCAAGGAAUGCAAUCUUUUAAAAGAAAGAAUGUAUCAGUAUGAAAAGGAGAAAGUAGAAAGAGAAGUAGCUGUGAGAUACCUUCAACUAGAACUGGCUGAUGCCCUAAAAAAACAGUCUAUGUCAGAGGCUUCGCUGGAGGUUCCAUCCCGUUGCCGUAUUAAUUUAGAAGAUGAGACACAGGAUUUGAGGAAGAAAUUAGGUCAAAUCAGAAGUCAGGUAUGUAUUAAAUGUAGCAUGUCAACAGUUAAUCUGUAG